AAUAAUAAUAAAAAUGUCAAUUAUUGGUAUGACUAGUAAUUUAUUAAAUAGAUGGAAUGGAGUUUUAAAACUAAGCAACUUACCAAAGAAUGAAGUAUCUGAUAAAUGGUGGAAUAUUAUCAAUACAAGAUAUACUGAAAAGCAAAGAUACUAUCACACAUUAACACAUAUCAAUGAAUUAUUAAAAUUAGAAGAGCAAUUUUCAAGUAAAUUAAAAUCACCAGAAACCGUCCAAUGGGCAAUAUGGUUCCACGAUAUUGUUUAUGACCCAACUAAACAUGACAACGAGGAUCAAAGUGCACAACUAUUCAAAGAGUUUUCAAAUGAUUUAAAACUAUCAAAUGAAUUAACUACAAGAGUUUACAACUAUAUUAUGGCUACAAAGAAUCAUACCUCAGUUCAAACUAAUGGAGACUCGGAUUUAGAUUAUUUCUUGGACUUUGACCUAUCAAUUUUAGGCACUGACAGAGAAACCUAUGACCAAUAUAGCACCUCCAUCAGAAACGAAUAUAUUCAUAUACCCGACCAUCUCUUUAAGGAGGGACGUUCAAAGAUACUACAAAAAUUUAUUGAUGCUGGUUAUCAAUCUUUAUUCAGAACAAAUGAAUUUAGAGAAAUAUAUGGAAAAAACUCUAUUGAAAAUUUAAAAUUUGAAUUAAAUAAACUCUCUCAUUAAGUUUAUUUUUUAUUUUUUAUUUUUUUUUAUUUUUUAUUUUUUAUUUUUAAUUUUCACCAAUUACAUUAAUAAAUAUCUUGGCACAUGCACGAAAACAAAAACCCAACUAACCAUUUUUAUAAUAAAAAAACAAUAAUAUGGUUUUUUCCAUCAAUUUCUAAAAAAUUUUACAAAAAAAAUAAAAUAAAAAAAAUAGGAGAUUCCAUUACCUCUUUUACUAU
Molecule: messenger RNA, 897 nt
Organism: Dictyostelium purpureum
Lineage: Eukaryota; Evosea; Eumycetozoa; Dictyosteliales; Dictyosteliaceae
Exons: 1
Coding region: 14-676 (220 amino acids)
Source: RefSeq, a predicted model, not a curated record